Molecule: messenger RNA, 1668 nt
Organism: Hemisphaericaspora subhashii
Lineage: Eukaryota; Fungi; Ascomycota; Pichiomycetes; Serinales; Debaryomycetaceae
Product: oxidoreductase
Exons: 1
Coding region: 1-1668 (555 amino acids)
Molecular function (GO): oxidoreductase activity
Source: RefSeq, a predicted model, not a curated record
AUGAUAUUUAUUAAGAGAAGUCCGAGACUUCUUGGAAGGCUGAGAGUAUUCAGGACUCCUUCUGUAUUGCAACCCAUCAGAUUCAAUUCCAGACUUCCAAACAACAACAAAUCGGACCCAAACAACAAUGACAAACCAGAUGAACCCACCAACAAAUCCGAUGAAGUAUCCAAGACCCAAGACGACAAAUCCGACGUCUCCACAUUCAAAAUCAAACCCACCACCACCGCAUCCGCUCCUGCCCCAAUAGACCCCAGUCUCGGUCUCGAAAAACUCUUAAAAAAGGACAACAAACCAUACAUCCCCAAACUCAAACAUCAACGAGUCAGUUUCGAAUACCCGGGACUCCCUAAUCAGGAUGAAUAUACCAAGCUCGUGGACAAGCCUAAACGAUUCACUCGUUGGACACGAUACAUCCCCAAGAUGUUAACCGCUGUAGCUGUCGUUUGGACAGCAUAUGCUGUAUAUGUAUUCGUACAAGAUCCAGAGGAAGGUGAGAAGAGUCUUGAUUUAUUGGAUCCUAACGAGUUUCAUAAAUUUGUCGUUACAUAUAAGGAACCCAUUGAUGAUGAGCAUAUGUUGAUUGAAAUUAAACCUAAGUAUAAUCAUUGGGAAUAUGCUUAUGGAUCUGAUUAUGAGAAUAAAACGAUUUGGAAUGGGGAAAGGAUCUGGUCAGUGGAGAUUAAACAGCCCGAGAUAAUGGUUGUGAGGUCAUAUACUCCAUUGCCGUUAUAUUUCUUAAAAUCGGAAUAUACCAGAUCUGGAGAACGUAAACCAUUGCUUAAAGUAAUUGACCCUGAUCAUGAUCAUUAUGACAGAAAUGGGACAAUGUGUCUUUAUGUGAAGAGAUAUGGUGAUGGGGAAGUAUCUCGAUUUAUUACAAACAAGGAGAUCGGGGAGGAAUUGGAAUUACGUGGUCCUCGUGUUGAAUAUAAAUUCCCUUAUCAUCCUUUGAAGAAAUAUUAUUCUAGACCGAUUUUCAAAGAUUUGCCAUCAAAAGUUGAGCCUGAGAAUUAUUUGAAUAUUAUUAAGAAAGAUAACAGGCUUCCUGAUUCUGAUAAUAUCGAUUUCUACGCCGGCGGAACUGGAAUAGCCCCAAUUUUACAAGUUUUGUUCUCUAGGAAUCCUACUGUUGGGUUUGUGAAUAUACAUUACUCGGCUAGGAAACCAGGUGAACUCGGUCCAUUACAAAGGUUUAUGUUCUUUUUGGAAAAGCUUGAUAGAAUUAAAGUUCAUUAUCAUUACGAUACUGAUUCAAAAUCAAUUUUACUGGCAAGGGACAUUCAAAAACCCGAAAACCCGAAUUAUUUGAGUCCUUUAAGAUUGGAAGAAAAAGAAGCACUUAUGACUCCACAAGAAGCAGCUAAAUUUAGAGAAGAUAUCAAAUCGGAAUAUAUGGAACAUGAAAACUUCCCUGAAGACUCCCAAGAGAAAAAAUUAAUCACAGAACAGCAUCAAAGAGGUGAAAGAUUUGAUAGUGCUAUAGAGCAAGCAAUGGCAACAAGCAGGCGUCCUAAGAAGAAUGCUAGUCUUGCGCUUGUUUGUGGUCCUGAAGGUUAUAUUGAAUAUGUUGCAGGCGCAAAGAAAUUGGCGCUGAAUGAACAAGGAGAAGUGGCAGGUCUUUUGGGAAAGAAGAAAUGGGAUAAUACAAAUGUGUAUAAAUUAUAG